AUGGGAAGAUCACCAUGUUGUGAUAAAAGUGGACUUAAGAAAGGGCCAUGGACACAAGAAGAGGAUCUCAAACUCACUCAAUACAUUCGGAUACAUGGACCCGGCAAUUGGCGAACACUUCCCAAGAACUCUGGACUUGAACGAUGUGGAAAAAGUUGUCGUCUACGAUGGACAAACUACUUGAGGCCUGAUAUCAAGAGAGGAAGAUUCUCGUUUGAAGAAGAAGAGACAAUCAUCCAACUACAUAGCGUUCUUGGGAAUAAGUGGUCAGCAAUUGCUAGUAGGUUGCCAGGGAGAACCGAUAAUGAAAUCAAGAAUUACUGGAACACCCAUAUCCGUAAAAGGUUACUCAAGAAUGGAAUCGAUCCAGUGACUCAUCGUCCUCGGCUUGAUCUAAUGAACCUCUCAUCAAUACUCAACUCAGCAUCUUUCAAUCUCUCAAACCUCUUGAACAUCCAAAACCUUGUAAAUCCACAACUUUUGGGGCUCGCCACCCUCUUGGCAUCGACAUCAUCGUCAUCAAAUUAUCAAGAUAAUAUAGAUCAGUUGCUUCGGAAUAACCUCGUAUACCCCAUGAACCCAAACUUUAAUGAUGGGGCGCAAAUACAAAACGUCGUCACUGAUUCCAUUCCUUCGAGUUUUCCUAGCAAUCAACAUCAGAAUCAAACAUUCGGCCAAUGCUUGUCAGAGAACUUAGUCGACAAGAAUAAUGGACAAAUUACUCAAGAUAACUCGAUACCUUCUUACUUAUUAAUUGACGAUUCUUUUAUCCUUCCAAAUUACAGCGACGAUCAAUUUACAGCACAAGCAUCAGAUAACUCCAGUUUCCAGCCAUCAAAUACUGAAAACAAUAAUAAUAAUAAUAAUUUCGAUCUAGAUUCUAUGUUUCCAACACCCAUCUCAAGCCCAUCACCAUUAGAUUCGUCAUCGAUAUUCAUAAAUGGCAGUACUACUACCACCGAAGAUGAGAAAGAAAGUUACUGCAGUAGAAACUUCAAGUUUGAGAUCCCAGAGAGUUUGGAGUUUGAUGAUUUUAUGUAA
Erigeron canadensis is the source of this 1041-nucleotide messenger RNA. RefSeq names its product transcription factor MYB41-like. The coding region runs from base 1 to 1041 and encodes 346 amino acids. The record is from RefSeq and is a predicted model, not a curated record. NCBI's taxonomy places the organism in Eukaryota, Viridiplantae, Streptophyta, Magnoliopsida, Asterales, Asteraceae. The transcript is spliced from 3 exons.